Molecule: messenger RNA, 1953 nt
Organism: Leucoraja erinaceus (little skate)
Lineage: Eukaryota; Metazoa; Chordata; Chondrichthyes; Rajiformes; Rajidae
Product: AN1-type zinc finger protein 6-like
Exons: 10
Coding region: 500-1231 (243 amino acids)
Molecular function (GO): DNA binding; zinc ion binding
Source: RefSeq, a predicted model, not a curated record
CACAGGCCGCUCGCUCCUUUUCUUUAUCUCUUAUUUUGUUUAAAAAGAGGUUUGAUUAGCAGAAGAUGCACAGGCUGGCAGCUUAAGGAUGAAUUUCUCGCGCCCGAAGCCAUUCUAACGUCGGCUCUGAAUUAAUGCAACUUUGCAACCUUCAGUAAACAGAAUGUGCUAAUUGGCUAAUAUAAAUUACCCAUUAGUGUAGUUGAGUAUCAGAAGAACAAGAGGGGGACUUGAUGGGCAAGAGAGAGAAUACGUUUUCCAGCUGCAAGAAAAUAAGAAGAGGGGGAAUCGCACUAAUGGGAUUACUCUGCUGAGAGCCAGCAUGGAACUGAUGGGUUGAAUGGCCUCCUGAGUGUUAUAACGUUUCUUCAGGUGGAAUUUCUUGCAGACAUUUGUUGUAGUGGACGUGCAUUAGACAGUGUUACUCCAGCACAGAGUUAAGGCCUUGGGAAAGAGUGGAAAGUAGUACCUGUGCAGUGCUAAGGUCUGUUGGAAGAACAUGGCUCAAGAAACCAAUCAGACUCAAGUGCCUAUGCUGUGCACCACAGGCUGUGGAUUUUAUGGGAACCCACGAACGAAUGGCAUGUGUUCUGUUUGCUAUAAGGAUUUUCUUCAAAGGCAAAACAAUAAUGGCAGAAUCAGUCCUGCAUCUGCCAACUUGAGCAGUUUAACAGAUGUGUAUCCUGUUCUAUGCACAGAAGGAAGCCCCCCCGAAAUACCAUCAUCAUUCUCCUCUUCGUCCACAUCUGGCCAUUCUAGUCCACAACCAUUAAUGGGAAGAGGGAAAAGGGGAAGAAAGCAAAAAGAGAAGAAGGGAAGAUCUAUUAAAAGAGAGGGAAGAAAGGGAAGGAAGAGAUCGGUGUCCAACCAGUUGCUGUUACUAUCCCAAGAAUCUGUCACAAAUCCCCAAAAUGAUGGGGAACAUACAGAAGAUAAACAAGAAAUACCCAAAAAAGAGUUACAGGCUUCUACAUCAAAAGAAAUUGCACAGACUUCUUCUAAUGGACAGGACAAGUCCCCUGAAAAACCCAAACAGAAGAAGAACCGCUGUUUUACCUGCCGUAAGAAAGUGGGACUUACAGGAUUUGAUUGCAGAUGUGGAAAUCUGUUCUGUGGAUUACAUCGUUAUUCUGAUAAACACAGUUGUCCUUAUGAUUACAAAGCCGACGCGGCUGAAAAAAUAAGGAAAGAAAAUCCUGUUGUAGUUGGAGAGAAGAUCCAGAAGAUUUGAACUGCUACUUACAUUAAAUUUUUUUCUUUUAAACCACGUGAACCUAAUUAAACAGCGGAGAGGAUAAGCUGAGCUUUGUAGUUCAUUCUGGGAAUAUGGAGCUUUGUACUGCAUAGAUCUUUAAAUCAUGCAUGCACGGACAAUGGAAUCUGAGAACUGACUGUUCUUUCACUUUUCUUUGAAUAUUCUGUGGUUGGAAAAUAACUGCAUAUUUAGAGGCAUCUAUUUUACAGUCAUAUUAAUCUUAGUUAAGUGUCAAACUUAUUUUUAACACACAAGUGGAAGUAUUGGAAGGCUGUGCUUUACCAAUAUUUACGACAUGGUUCAGAUUUGCAUUUGUUUUGUGUACGUGGCCUUUCUCUGCAGCACGAUUUUCUAACAUAGCAGGGCACAAAAGGGCCUAUCAGUAACUGAAUGUAUGCUAACCUCUGCUUUGUUCCGUUCAUGAGAAGGCCCCCAUGUCUCGGCAUUCUGGCUUGUUUGCUGCUCCAUUUCAUUAUUUAUGUACUUCAAGCAAAUGUAUGUGGUUUGAUUUUUCAAUAUGUAUCCUGAAUGGAAAGACUCCAUACGCACUUCAGUGCAGACUACAAGUAUAAUCAGAAAAAUGCUGUGAUGCCUAACUCUGAGCAUAUACGAAACACAGGAUGGUAAUUAUGCUGUAUUUAUGUUAGUUUAUUCACUGUCUUAACUUUGAUUAAAUAAAGUUAUAAAGGAAAUCUUAA